Messenger RNA from Callithrix jacchus (white-tufted-ear marmoset), 11137 nucleotides. It is a transcript of the gene CDC42BPA, whose product is annotated as CDC42 binding protein kinase alpha. NCBI's taxonomy places the organism in Eukaryota, Metazoa, Chordata, Mammalia, Primates, Cebidae. Gene Ontology annotation, cellular component: cytoplasm; cytoskeleton; actomyosin. The record is from RefSeq and is a predicted model, not a curated record. Gene Ontology annotation, biological process: peptidyl-threonine phosphorylation; actomyosin structure organization. Gene Ontology annotation, molecular function: protein serine/threonine kinase activity; ATP binding.
CGGGGAGGGCGUGUGCGCGCGCGUGUGCCGGGGCCGGGGGGCCAGGCCGCCAUAUUGGAUUCGGACUAGUCCGCGAGCCUCCGCCUGCGUGCGGCGGGACUGGAGGAGCCUCGCGGAGCCGAGGGCGCGAGCGCGAGAGGAGAGGGAAGGCGGGGGAGGUUUAAGAGAGAGAGGAAGGGAGUGGUUGGGAGCUGGGCUGCGGCAGUCUCUGGUCUCCUCAGCCGCGGCGGCGACCCCUCCUCCAGCGCCUCGGCCGCCUCCUUCCUCGCUGAGGAAAGAUGCCCUUAGCCCAGGGGUGUGAAGAAGGGGGAGAAGUAGCUGCCGGAGCCGCCCGCGCCGCCACCGCAGCUGCGGCCGCCCGUGUCCUUUGAAUUCAGAAGAGCACCCCCCCUCGCCUGGGGCGUCGGGAGCCUCCGGAGCGGCGGCCGCGGUGCGGGUGUAGGGGAGACCGGGCUCUCUGCCCCGCGCGGCGCGGCCCACAAGCGACCACCGACAUGGAGCGGGCUCGGGCGGCCAAGUAGCCGCUGCUCCGGAGCCGGUGCCAGUGCCGCCCGCAGCCCGCCUUCCACCCCCGGCCGCGCAGCCGGUCAGGCCCCUGGGAGAAGCCGGGAGGAAAAUGAAGAGUUUUCACCGGAAUCUGUUGAAAAUAGGACUAACUGCAAAGCCUUAAAAAAGAAAGACCUCGGAGGGAGAAACGAAAAGCCUCCUCCGGGCAAGACUUGGCGUGCUCCAAGCCGAGGGGCUGCUUCAGGGACCUUGCCCCCUCCCUUUCCCGCUGGAGAAAUUGCCGCUGAUGAAUUAUCCAAGUGGUGGUUGGGAGGAUUUGCAGCAACAUUUUGGUUUUCCCUCCCCUUUCUAUGCAUUCUGUUUUUUUCCUCCCUUUUCUGUUUUUCUUCUUCCCGGGAAAUGAAUUGCUGAUGCAAAUAGGACUUUAUUCAUUAAUGAUGCAACCGGAUUCGUUUCAGGAUUACGUUGCACGAGUUGAAUUUUGAAUGAAGAGUUGUUUUUUUUUAAAGAAGUGUUGACUCUUUAGUUUGUUGUACUUUUAAUUAUUAUUUUAUUUAAAUAUACGAUUUAAUUGUAUUAUUCUUUUGAAAUGCAUUAAGUAUAUAUUUUAUGGUAAUUUACCCUCAAAAUAUGAGGGUGAAAUUGAAGACGCUUCAGUUAAGUGAGGUUACUGGUGUGUUGGAUGUUUAAUUCAGCACCAGCAUUGCAUGACAGUUGUUUGAAUAAGUGGUUUGUUUUUAAAACCACAUCUUUUAAAAUUUAGGUUCAGAUAAUAAGAGUACAAAUCAUCAUAAUAAUUUAAAGGAAAACCAGCAGAAACCGAAGCAAACAUGUCUGGAGAAGUGCGUUUGAGGCAGUUGGAGCAGUUUAUUUUGGACGGGCCCGCUCAGACCAAUGGGCAGUGCUUCAGUGUGGAGACAUUACUGGAUAUACUCAUCUGCCUUUAUGAUGAAUGCAAUAAUUCUCCAUUGAGAAGAGAGAAGAACAUUCUCGAAUACCUAGAAUGGGCUAAACCAUUUACUUCUAAAGUGAAACAAAUGAGAUUACAUAGAGAAGACUUUGAAAUAUUAAAGGUGAUUGGUCGAGGAGCUUUUGGGGAGGUUGCUGUAGUAAAGCUAAAAAAUGCAGAUAAAGUAUUUGCCAUGAAAAUAUUGAAUAAAUGGGAAAUGCUGAAAAGAGCUGAGACAGCAUGUUUUCGUGAAGAAAGGGAUGUAUUAGUGAAUGGAGACAAUAAAUGGAUUACAACCUUGCACUAUGCUUUCCAGGAUGACAAUAACUUAUACCUGGUUAUGGAUUAUUAUGUUGGUGGGGAUUUGCUUACUCUACUCAGCAAAUUUGAAGAUAGAUUACCUGAAGAUAUGGCUCGAUUUUACUUGGCUGAGAUGGUGAUAGCAAUUGACUCAGUUCAUCAGCUACAUUAUGUACACAGAGACAUUAAACCUGACAAUAUAUUGAUGGAUAUGAAUGGACACAUUCGGUUAGCAGAUUUUGGUUCUUGUCUGAAGCUGAUGGAAGAUGGAACGGUUCAGUCCUCAGUGGCUGUAGGAACCCCAGAUUAUAUAUCUCCUGAAAUCCUUCAAGCAAUGGAAGAUGGAAAAGGCCGAUAUGGACCUGAAUGUGACUGGUGGUCUCUGGGGGUCUGUAUGUAUGAAAUGCUUUAUGGAGAAACACCAUUUUAUGCAGAAUCUCUGGUGGAGACAUAUGGAAAAAUCAUGAAUCACAAAGAGAGGUUUCAGUUUCCAGCCCAAGUGACUGAUGUGUCUGAAAAUGCUAAGGAUCUUAUUCGAAGGCUCAUUUGUAGCAGAGAACAUCGUCUUGGUCAAAAUGGAAUAGAAGACUUUAAGAAGCACCCAUUUUUCAGUGAAAUUGAUUGGGAUAAUAUUCGGAACUGUGAAGCACCUUAUAUUCCAGAAGUUAGUAGCCCAACAGAUACAUCAAAUUUUGAUGUAGACGAUGAUUGUUUAAAAAAUUCUGAAACGAUGCCCCCACCAACACAUACUGCAUUUUCUGGCCACCAUCUGCCAUUUGUUGGUUUUACAUAUACUAGUAGCUGUGUACUUUCUGAUCGGAGCUGUUUAAGAGUUACAGCUGGUCCCACCUCACUGGAUCUUGAUGCUAAUGUUCAGAGGACUCUAGACAACAACUUAGCAACAGAAGCUUAUGAAAGAAGAAUUAAGCGUCUUGAGCAAGAAAAACUUGAACUUACUAGAAAACUUCAAGAGUCAACACAGACUGUCCAAGCUCUGCAGUAUUCAACUGUUGAUGGUCCACUAACAGCAAGCAAAGAUUUAGAAAUAAAAAACUUAAAAGAAGAAAUUGAAAAACUAAGGAAACAAGUAACAGAGUCGAGUCAUUUGGAACAGCAACUUGAAGAAGCUAAUGCUGCGAGGCAAGAACUAGAUGAUGCUUUUAGACAAAUCAAGGCUUAUGAAAAACAAAUCAAAACAUUACAACAAGAAAGGGAAGAUCUAAAUAAGGAACUAGUCCAGGCUAGUGAGCGAUUAAAAAACCAAUCCAAAGAGCUGAAAGACGCACACUGUCAGAGGAAACUGGCCAUGCAGGAAUUCAUGGAGAUCAAUGAGCGGCUAACAGAAUUGCACACCCAAAAACAGAAACUUGCUCGCCAUGUCCGAGAUAAGGAAGAAGAGGUGGAUCUGGUGAUGCAAAAAGUUGAAAGCUUAAGGCAAGAACUGCGCAGAACAGAAAGAGCCAAAAAAGAGCUGGAAGUUCAUACAGAAGCUCUAGCUGCGGAAGUAUCUAAAGACAGGAAACUACGUGAACAGAGUGAGCACUAUUCUAAGCAACUGGAAAAUGAAUUGGAGGGACUGAAGCAAAAACAAAUUAGUUACUCACCAGGAGUAUGCAGCAUAGAACAUCAGCAAGAGAUAACCAAACUAAAGACUGAUUUGGAAAAGAAAAGUAUUUUUUAUGAAGAAGAAUUAUCUAAAAGAGAAGGAAUACAUGCAAAUGAAAUAAAAAAUCUUAAGAAAGAACUGCAUGAUUCAGAAGGUCAGCAACUUGCUCUCAACAAAGAAAUUAUGAUUUUAAAAGACAAAUUGGAAAAAAACAGGAGAGAAAGUCAAAGCGAAAGGGAAGAAUUUGAAAGUGAGUUCAAACAACAGUAUGAACGAGAAAAAGUGUUGUUAACUGAAGAAAAUAAAAAGCUGACAAGUGAACUUGAUAAGCUUACUAUUUUGUAUGAGAACUUAAGCAUACACAACCAGCAGUUGGAAGAAGAAGUUAAAGAUCUAGCAGACAAGAAAGAAUCAGUUGCACAUUGGGAAGCCCAAAUCACAGAAAUAAUUCAGUGGGUCAGCGAUGAAAAGGAUGCACGAGGGUAUCUUCAGGCCUUAGCUUCUAAAAUGACUGAAGAAUUGGAAGCAUUAAGAAAUUCCAGCUUGGGUACACGAGCAACAGAUAUGCCCUGGAAAAUGCGUCGUUUUGCAAAACUGGAUAUGUCAGCUAGACUGGAGUUGCAGUCGGCUCUGGAUGCAGAAAUAAGAGCCAAACAGGCUAUCCAAGAAGAGUUGAAUAAAGUUAAAGCAUCUAACAUCAUAACAGAAUGUAAACUAAAAGAUUCAGAGAAGAAGAACUUGGAACUACUCUCAGAAAUUGAACAACUGAUAAAGGACACUGAAGAGCUUAGAUCUGAAAAGGGUAUAGAGCACCAAGACUCACAGCAUUCUUUCUUGGCAUUUUUGAAUACGCCUACCGAUGCUCUGGAUCAAUUUGAAGAUUCCUUUUCUUCUUCCUCAUCUUCACUGAUUGAUUUUUUGGAUGACCGCUCUCCAUCCUGUACUCCAGCUAGCAAAGGCAGACGUACUGAUCCCGUUGAGAACACAUAUGUAUGGAACCCGAGCGUCAAGUUUCACAUCCAGUCACGGUCCACAUCUCCUUCCACAUCUAGUGAAGCUGAGCCAGUUAAGACUGUAGACUCUACUCCACUUCCAGUUCACACACCAACCUUAAAGAAAAAAGGAUGUCCUGGUUCAACUGGCUUUCCACCUAAGCGCAAGACUCACCAGUUUUUUGUAAAAUCUUUUACUACUCCUACCAAGUGUCAUCAGUGUACCUCUUUGAUGGUGGGUUUAAUAAGACAGGGCUGUUCAUGUGAAGUGUGUGGAUUCUCGUGCCAUAUAACUUGUGUAAACAAAGCUCCAACCACUUGUCCAGUUCCUCCUGAACAGACAAAAGGUCCCCUGGGUAUAGAUCCUCAGAAAGGAAUAGGAACAGCAUAUGAAGGUCAUGUCAGAAUUCCUAAGCCAGCUGGAGUGAAGAAAGGAUGGCAAAGAGCAUUGGCUGUAGUGUGUGACUUCAAAGUCUUUCUGUACGAUAUUACUGAAGGAAAAGCAUCUCAGCCCAGUGCUGUCAUUAGUCAAGUGAUUGACAUGAGGGAUGAAGAAUUUUCUGUGAGUUCAGUCUUAGCCUCUGAUGUUAUCCAUGCAAGUCGAAAAGAUAUACCCUGUAUAUUUAGAGUCACAGCUUCCCAGCUUUCAGCAUCUAAUAACAAAUGUUCAAUCCUGAUGCUAGCAGACAGUGAGAAUGAGAAGAGCAAAUGGGUGGGAGUGCUGAGUGAAUUGCACAAGAUUUUGAAGAAAAACAAAUUCAGAGACCGCUCAGUCUAUGUUCCCAAAGAGGCUUAUGACAGCACUCUACCCCUCAUUAAAACAACCCAGGCAGCUGUAAUCAUAGAUCAUGAAAGGAUUGCUUUGGGAAAUGAAGAAGGGUUAUUUGUUGUACAUGUCACCAAAGAUGAAAUUAUUAGAGUUGGUGACAAUAAGAAGAUUCAUCAGAUUGAACUCAUUCCAAAUGAUCAGCUUGUUGCUGUUAUCUCAGGACGAAAUCGUCAUGUACGACUUUUUCCUAUGUCAGCUUUGGAUGGGCGAGAGACUGAUUUUUACAAGCUGGCAGAAACUAAAGGGUGUCAAACCAUAGCAUCUGGAAGGGUGCGCCAUGGAGCUCUCACAUGCCUGUGUGUGGCUAUGAAAAGGCAGGUCCUCUGUUAUGAACUACUUCAGAGCAAGACCCGUCACAGAAAAUUUAAGGAAAUUCAAGUCCCAUAUAAUGUCCAGUGGAUGGCAAUCUUCAGUGAACAACUGUGUGUGGGAUUCCAGUCAGGAUUUCUAAGAUACCCCUUGAAUGGAGAAGGAAGUCCAUACAGUAUGCUCCAUUCAAAUGACCAUACACUAUCAUUUAUUGCACAUCAACCAAUGGAUGCUAUCUGCGCAGUUGAGAUCUCCAGUAAAGAAUAUCUGCUGUGUUUUAACAGCAUUGGGGUAUACACUGACUGCCAGGGCCGAAGAUCUAGACAACAAGAAUUGAUGUGGCCAGCAAAUCCUUCCUCUUGUUGUUACAACGCACCAUAUCUCUCAGUGUACAGUGAAAAUGCAGUUGAUAUCUUUGAUGUGAACUCAAUGGAAUGGAUUCAGACUCUUCCUCUCAAAAAGGUUCGACCCUUAAACAAUGAAGGAUCAUUAAAUCUUUUAGGGUUGGAGACCAUUAGAUUAAUAUAUUUCAAAAAUAAGAUGGCAGAAGGGGAUGAACUGGUAGUUCCUGAAACAUCAGAUAAUAGUCGGAAACAAAUGGUUAGAAAUAUUAACAAUAAGCGGCGUUAUUCCUUCAGAGUUCCAGAAGAGGAAAGGAUGCAGCAGAGGAGGGAGAUGCUACGAGAUCCAGAAAUGAGAAAUAAAUUAAUUUCUAAUCCAACUAAUUUUAACCACAUAGCACACAUGGGUCCUGGAGAUGGAAUACAGAUCCUAAAAGACCUUCCCAUGCCAGGUUUCCCUUAUCCAUCCCCUCAUCAUCACUCCGGUCUGAUCUCCUCUCCGAUCAACUUUGAACACAUCUAUCACAUGACUGUUAAUUCUGCUGAAAAAUUUCUCUCUCCUGAUUCCAUAAACCCUGAAUAUUCCCCGUCUCUGCGCUCUGUCCCUGGUACACCAAGCUUUAUGACUCUGAGGAACCCUCGGCCUCAGGAAAAUCGGACAGUAUUCAGUGGCUCAGUCAGUAUUCCAUCUAUCACCAAAUCCCGCCCUGAGCCAGGCCGCUCCAUGAGUGCUAGCAGUGGCCUGUCAGCAAGGUCAUCCGCACAGAAUGGCAGCGCAUUAAAGAGGGAAUUCUCUGGAGGAAGCUACAAUGCCAAGCGGCAGCCCAUGCCCUCCCCAUCAGAGGGCUCUUUGUCCUCCGGAGGCAUGGACCAAGGAAGUGAUGCCCCAGCGAGGGACUUCGAUGGAGAGGACUCUGACUCUCCAAGGCAUUCCACGGCUUCCAACAGUUCCAACCUGAGCAGCCCCCCAAGCCCAGUUUCACCCCGAAAGACCAAGAGCCUCUCUCUGGAGAGCACUGACCGCGGGAGCUGGGACCCGUGAGUUGCCUCAGCACCGGGACCUCUCGCUCUCCACUCCCUGCCACUUGCCUCCUCUCACUUUCAUCUCUUCCCUCCACCUCGGCCUGAAAGCCACCAGGGGCUGGCAGCAGUAGCAGGACAGGGAUUCAGAAGUUCUGACAACCUGACUCUCAGAUCCAUGCCCCCAGCCUAACAGCAACAGCAAAGAUAGACUUUCCAUAGCAGCUUAGAUUUAACAUUGAUUUCAUUCCAUGCACUUAGAGUUGCUUUCAGUAACAUUUUAUUCCUCCCCCAAAGGUAGCUUAAAUAGACGGAUUACACAAAUGUAAGUGAUAAGAAUAAGAUUAGACAGAUUUUGUUUUCACAGUAGAGUCUCAUUAUAGUCCCAAUUCUCUGCAUCCAAAGGGGAGAAUCCAUCCCUGGAGUGGCUCACCAAGCUCUUGUACUCAGCAACCACGGUGAGAGUCAACCUGAUUGUUGCCAGGAAAUCCUUAUGAAUUAAAACAAUGCAUAUUUUACUACAAUACAGAGUUUAAAUGAAUACAUAAAUGUCGAAGUUAAAUACUGAAUGUAUAUAGUCAAAAGAAGCCUCUUGUAUUCAACAAAAGAUGGAUGCAUAUAUAAGAGAGAUGAUUUAAUUUAAAGAAAUGUGUUGUUUCUUGUCUGUCUCCCAGCUAAGUAAUGUAAAGGGUAGAAAGGCCUCAAGCUCACAUUUUUAGAGGGAGAGGAGAGGUCCCUUUAUUGCCCUGUCCUCAAACUGGUCGUAGGCUCCAGUCACCUGGGGAGCUUUAGAAGACAUUUGCAGACCCUGGUUUUGCUGUUCCAGAGUGUGGGCUGGGCACCAAACAUUUGCAGCCACUUCAGCAGCAGCAGCAAAAGGCUAACUCCUCUCUACCCAAGACGUCUCUUUUCCUAGUGGUAGAAUUUGAACGCUUCUCACUUUUUAUUGUACUUUGUCUUCCUCAGAUAAAUGUAGAAAUAUAUGAUUCUACACCUGAUCCCUUCCAUCUGAAAGGGUACAAGGAGUGUUGUAGCUUUUGAAGAUCCAGAAAACAGUUUCUAAAAGUGCUUUUAUUCCUGGUAUAAUCCUGUCCCUCCCUAAGUCACAGUAAAGUGUCCAUCCCAGGGCUGGAGACGCUUCCCAAGGAGGAGUCCAUUUUGUUGAGGGUGGCUGUGAGUUUCUUCAGAUAAGCCUGGGGAAGAAAGAAAGGCUUUUAUUACCAAAUAAUGUAAAACCUCAAAAGCAAGGGCUUGAACAGCCUUAACCAAAUAUUCCCCUUAGCCAGUGGAAAAUGGAUGGGACAACCCCAGUGCACAGGCCAGGGUGAACCCAGCGUGGCGCUCAGGCUGGGUUCUCUUGGGUGCUGGAUUGUGGUGGUAGUGGCAUUUCCAGCUGGAUUCCUCCUGUUGAAGUUGCCAUAAGGAAGUGAGAUGCAGAACCAGCAGUCUAUUCUACAGAGUCAUUUUACCAGUUAAGCACACAAGUAGAGAAAGAGAUAAAAAUAAAAAUAUCUCAUGGAAGGGAAGAGAUUUUGCCACUUUCACUUUUCGCUUAAGUUUCUCUGAGAAAUAGAGACAGGAGUCUGUCUUUAAAAUUCAGCAAAAAUGAAGAGUUUUCCUGCGGUUGCUAACUUGGGUUGCAGUGUUUAAGGCCAUCAUUUCACUGCUGCUGUGACUCCACCUCUGUGUCACUGGCAGCAGCCCAUGCUGGCCUGCAGCAUGUGCAGAGAGCUGAGGCUGUUUCCAGAUGAUGCUGCUCUAUGGAGAAGGUUCUGAGAUGCAGCAGGGGAAGAAAGAUCCUGCUGGGCAUUCCAUUGCAAGCGCCUAUAAUCAGGAAUUUUCAUAUAACAGCUUUGACAUUUAAACAUUCUGGGUUUGGUGCCAGCUCAGAUUUGAUUAUACUUUAUUUUGGAUAGGUGUAAUUCACUGCACAGUUCUGAUCGCCAAAAUCUUUCUGCUUUUUGGAAAGAAGUAUAAAAAUACUUUUGUCACCUGAAUACCAAGGGUUGGGCCUGUAGUUGGGUCACUGUCAUAUGUCUUGGUAGAUCCUUGCCCUCGUCACUCCACGUGAGAGAAGGGGGUCUGCUGGGUGCUUGUGACCAGCUCACACCCCUCCUCUCCACCCUCCCUUCCUCUCUUUCCCACUCUCCCCAACCUCCGUAUCCUCCUCUUUCCUUUCCCCUUGCCUUUUCCUCUCUCCUUUUUCUUCUCGGGCAGGGAGGAGGCCAUCUCAAGCCAAGAUUAACAGGACCCAACAUAAGCCAUUACUUUGUAGCUUUGACGAGUAAUUGUGAAUUUUUGUUGCCUAUAGGUGCUUAUUUUUCAAAGGAUGCUUUUGGGAUCAAAAUAUAACCCUACCGAAAGUCUAGGCUCCAAUGCAACGGGUCAUACUCUUCAACCUCCCAACAGGGCAGAUGAGAGAGAGCUACCGAGGCUUGUCUUGGUUGCCAGGCUAACUGGGUGGCUUGUCCAUAUUCACCCGUGGAUUGCCCCACAGUUCUCUUUGAUUUUUCCACUGCAAUGGCAGAUAAUCUCUUCUGUUGUAAUAGAGCAUUUCCAAACGUGCAGGCUCUAAAAGCAAGGCUUUAGGGGAGAAACACUACCAAGGGUAAUAGUUUUGGGGAGGUUUUUCCCACAACAAUGAUUAUCCUACUGGCUUUAUCCCACCCUUAAAUAUGAAGCCUGUUACCUCCAGAAGCUUCUGAGAAUGAUUUGAAAAGACAGAGUGGGUUCCAGAGGAAAAAAACAUAAUGACCAUUCAGAGGCGUCAGUAACAGCUCACAGAAAAGCUGUUUUAUUACUAUCUGAAGUCAUCUUUUGUUUUCAUGCCAGACGUUUUAAAACUUUAUAUGGCAGCAGGAACUUGUUUCUCAAUGGAAACAUACAUGCAGAGGCAUUUCUGGGAUAGUCUAUCUGCGUUAGUAUUUGGUGCUAUCUAUGUCCAGCCAAGUUAUCUACCCUUGAAUUCUAACUAAUCAUGUUUUGUGCUUUGGUGUUUAAAAUUACAUACAUAUAUAUAUAUAUUUCUUUUUGCCAAAAACAAAAGGCUUGCUCCUUGUCAAAUGAUUGCUAAAGUAGAUCUUACAUUUUUUGUUAUAUGUAUUUAUACACACCCCCAACACACUUGGUGAUUUAUGUUAUUUCCCAGGGAGGGCAGCUUUAAGGCUAUGAGAUACAACUAAAAAGGGCCCAGCUAUUUGGUUUUCCAGCCAAUUAUUGUACCCAAGCUUCAGGGAAGAAUCUGAAAUUCCUGUCUUGUUUACAGCAACAAUCUGUCAUUCCUGGCUGGCUCUCAGCCUCUCUCUUUCCAUAGGUUAUAGAAUUAUGUCAUUUUGUUACUUAGCGGCCACAUCUGUUUCUGAGAAAAACUGGUUACAUUUAUGUGGCAUCUCAGGUAUCAUUAAGGAAAAGCCAGAGCAGGGGUGAGCAGACGUCAAAAGCACGGACACAGCAGGGCCAUUUGCCGCCUUUGGCUAGGAUCACAAGCACUGCGGUCUCCCAGCAGGUGGGCCUUGCCAAGCCUAAGGCUCCCCAUCCACUCUAGACAGAGGGGUACUCAGAGCAGCCAGGCGCUCCUGCCAGACUGUGCCGUAGCGCACAUCCGCUGAGCACAAAGGGUUGAAUUGGGCACUCCACUCCCCACUCUCUCUGGCCCAGCCCUGAACUAGAUGAGCUGCAUUUCAUUGAGCCCAUUUUAAAACCUCUUUCCUUGUUGUGACUUAUUGCUACCCAAGUCCAGAGUUCUCUGUGCACUCCUGCUAGAUAAGGAGGCCUCCCUCUUCGGAGUGCAGGCUCCCACCCAGCACCGGCAGCAGGCUGGGCACCCCUCCCUACACACGACACCAGUGCAGGUCUGGGGGAAGCUGACUCCAGUCAACCUUGAAAUCUCAUGAAAACAAAAUGACUUGCCUUUUUAUUUGAUAGUGUAAUAUCAUUUUAUACAUUUUUUAGGGUUUUUCUUGUAAUAUUGUACAGUUUUGCAUGGCCUGGUGUGAUCAUUUUUUGGUUAGAAUAUAAUGCUGACAAAUAUGUGUGACAGAGGGGGAAAGAGAUAUUGCUUUAGCCUGUCACUCAUUAUUUUUUGUUUGGUUUUUGCCCUCAAUGUGUUAGGGAACUUUAUAAAGCGAUCCUCUGCUACCAAACAAUGAUGUGGAUUCUUUUGCACAGAAAUAUUUAAGGUGGGAUAGUAAAAAUGUCACGAAAGACUCCUCACCAAUAUUUUAUGUUGAUAUCACUUAAUAUUAACCAGACUUUGAUGUAUUGCAAUAAAACAGAGAACUGUUA